This is a messenger RNA of Aspergillus heteromorphus CBS 117.55, 1312 nucleotides long. RefSeq names its product putative acetate kinase. Gene Ontology annotation, molecular function: acetate kinase activity. Lineage: Eukaryota; Fungi; Ascomycota; Eurotiomycetes; Eurotiales; Aspergillaceae. Gene Ontology annotation, biological process: phosphorylation; acetate metabolic process. The coding region runs from base 1 to 1275 and encodes 424 amino acids. The transcript is spliced from 6 exons. The record is from RefSeq and is a predicted model, not a curated record.
AUGGCGGGCAAGUCCAUCCUCUCCGUCAACGCCGGAUCCUCCUCCGUCAAGAUCACCUUCUAUACCUUCGAGAAGACCCCCAAGGAGAUCGCCGCCGCCCAGAUCUCCGGCAUCACAGCCCCGCCUGCGAAGCUGCAGUACAGCAGCGGCUCGGCCCAGCACAAGGAGGAGCUGAAGGAAAGCCUCAGCACCCCGCAAGACGCCUUCAAGUGCCUCCUGCAGCGCUGCUUCUCCGAUCCCGAGCUCUCCGAAGUCGCCAGCCCGGAUGAUCUGGCCUACAUCUGCCACCGGGUGGUCCACGGAGGCGAUUAUCAGUCCUCGGUGGUGAUCACCAACGAGACAUACCACCAUCUGGAGAAGCUGGAGGACCUGGCUCCGCUACAUAACUACUCCGCGUUGGAAAUCAUCCGUCACUGCAGGAAGGAGAUCCCCUCCGUCAAGAGCGUCACCUUCUUCGACUCUGCCUUCCACCAGACCCUUCCCGAGCAUGUCAGGACGUACCCGAUCGACCCGGAGACCGCCAAAGCCAACGGGCUGCGCAAGUACGGCUUCCACGGCAUCAGCUACUCGUUUAUUCUGCGGUCUGUGGCCGAGUUCCUCCAGAAGCCCGUCGAGAAGACCAGCGUGAUCGCGAUGCAUAUUGGCAGUGGGGCUUCUAUCUGCGCGAUCAAGGAGGGCAAAUCAGUUGAUACCACGAUGGGCCUCACACCCUUGGCCGGACUGCCGGGUGCCACUCGAAGCGGUGAUAUUGAUCCCUCACUGGUUUUCCACUACACCAAUGAUGCCGGCAAGCUCAGUCCGGCCAGCACCAAAGAAAUGCACAUCAGCACGGCCGAAGAAAUCCUCAACAAGAAAUCCGGCUGGAAAGCCCUAACCGGCACCACCGACUUCUCGCAAAUAGCGGUCGCGGACCCGCCCACCCCGCAGCACAAACUCGCGUUCGAUAUCGUCGUCGACCGGAUUGCGGGCUACCUGGGGAAUUACUUCGUCAAGCUGGAUGGGAAGGUCGACGCGCUGGUUUUCGCGGGCGGGAUUGGCGAGAAGAGUGGCCUGCUGAGGAAGGCGGUUGUGGAAAAGUGUCGCUGUUUGGGGGUGGGGGUUGAUGGGGGGAGGAAUGAGAGGGGGGCUGGUGGGGAGACAGUGGUGGAUGUUUCACUUUCCGGGGAGGGGGAGGGGAGUGGAAAGACAAGGGUGUUGAUCUGUCAGACGGAUGAACAGUUCGAGAUGGCGUUUGGGUGUGUGAGGAAGUAUGGGGAGGAUUUUGCUGCGGAGUAAGAUGGAUGUCAUCAUGGAUGAUUCAGGCUAUGGUCAG